UUUCGCUUCUCCUCUGAGGCAAUCAUCAGGUGAAAUACUCCAUCAACACUUCAGAGAACAUUACGGGAUGGCUACGACAAUAACGCAAUUGGGAAGUCAGCUUGGGAGUUUCUUUUUGCCGUACCUAACUGUUUUAUGCCUGGAUGCAUAUGGACUGAGAGGGAGUCUUUUACUUCUGAGUGCCAUGAUGUUUCAUAGUGUUCCAAUUGGAGCGACAAUGCGUCCACCCCGAUGUCCGAAAGACCGAAGUAAACUAAAUGAUCCUAAACGAACAGAAGAUGCUCACUGUGAACUUGAACCACUUCAAACCGGUAACGUCGUUGAGAGUUGCGAAUCUCCGGGUAAAAAAGAAACAUCCCGAGAAUUAGUGAAUUCAAAGUCUGAUAUAAACACUGAAAACAAGGAGAAGCGAAGUUUUCUACACUAUAUCAAUGUGGCCCACGUGGUCAGUAAAAUUCUUCAUGAUACUGUCGAUUUCGUUAAAGCUGAACGUGUUUUUACAUUCAUUAUGCUCCCCUGCCAGACUUUCUUCGAAAUUUCUUACAGCUGUUGGAUAAUAUCUUUAUUCUCCUAUGGAAUAUCAGAAGAAUUAUCGAACGAUGAAGCCGUUUUCUUGGUGAUGAUGGGUUCUAUCGGUGGCAUAACUGGGCGUUUUUUGGUCAUAGCAAUCCUGUACAGGUAUCCUGUCGUUUCGCCUCAACUGCUGGCAUUAAACUGUUUAAUAGCAUCCAUGUCAAUGUUGGUCUACCCUGUCAGUUCAUCUCCGACAUAUUUGGCAAUUUGUUCCUUUUUUGCCGGAUUUGGUUUUUACAAUUCAUACUCGGCGUUUUACGGAGCAAUCUCUGUGCUUGUGGGAAGCAAAAAUUUCGCAAAGGCCAUUGCUUUAUCUUUCGUUGUGUGUGGAAUAUCAUCUCUCAUAUCAGGACUGAUUACAGGUUUCCUGUAUGAUCUAUUCGGUUCAUACCGGGUUACUUUCCGCAUCGCGGGGGUUCUUCUGGCUGCCAUCGGUUUGUCAAUCCUGAUUUAUCUCGGCAGAGAUUCUUUACGGCGCAGGAAGACUUUGACAGAUCAAUGAAUGUACAAAUUGACAGAAACACAGAACGAAAGUGAUGGUAAUAAUUGGAUAUAAAAGGAUACGUA
This is a messenger RNA of Lytechinus variegatus (green sea urchin), 1140 nucleotides long. RefSeq names its product monocarboxylate transporter 1-like. Lineage: Eukaryota; Metazoa; Echinodermata; Echinoidea; Temnopleuroida; Toxopneustidae. Gene Ontology annotation, molecular function: monocarboxylic acid transmembrane transporter activity. The transcript has 2 exons. The coding region runs from base 68 to 1075 and encodes 335 amino acids. The record is from RefSeq and is a predicted model, not a curated record.